GACACUAUCACAACAAUUUUUCCAACCACAUUUCAUUUCUCUUAAGCUUCCUCUGUCCCAAGUCUUUAUUGACUUACAAACACCACUUUGAUUUGUACAUAUCCUUUGGAUUUUAGAUCUAAUUCUUCUCCAAAUCAUUUGAGCAUUCUGUCCGAGAGAGAACCUUAGAAUGAUUUCCUAUGGACUUUUGCUGUGGAAGAAAUGUUGAAGAAGGUGUUGAAGGUUGCAGGGGAGCAAACUGGCCUAGCAUGGGGCUUCCAGGAACAUCUCUCCAACCUCCAAAAAUGGCUACUCAAGGCUGAAGCUUUCUUACGUGAUAUCAACACGAGAAAAUUACAUCAUGAUUCUGUGAGGAUCUGGGUGGACGAUCUUCAACGUCUUGUUUAUCAAGCAGAUGAUCUAUUAGACGAAAUUGUUUAUGAAGAUCUUCGACAAAAGGUCCAUACAAGAAAAAUGAAGAAGAGGCUAAUCAAAGAAAUCAUGUGAAACCCAUAUUUAUUCCACACCAGAAUGGCACAAUCAUCUUUUCAUGAAAUUGACCACAUUUUUCUCUUCCUCCCGGGAUCCUCUGUGACGCUCAUCCCAUGAAUCAAACUGAGUUCAUCAAUGGCUACCAUUGCAAAAGCCCCUCCCUUGUUACAACUUCUGACUUCAACUCAGCAAAGUUAACGGAACCAGUCAAUACCGAUGAUCGGAUCAACUUGGUGGUGAAGAUUGUCACUGCUGCAGAUUUCCAUGGUCUUAACACAUUGGGGCUUUCUAUUUCUAGAACUGAUUUGGUUAUAGAUGCUAUCGUUUCUCCUCACUCGCACCCGAGAGCCACCGAGAUGUUCUUUCUGAACCAAGGUAUUGUUCUAGCUGGAUUCAUUGACACAAGGAACCAACUGUUUCAAACUAUUCUAAAAGCAGGCGAUGUAAUUGUAUUUCCAAAAGGGUUGUUGCACUUCUCUUUGAAUUCUGGUUAUGAGCCGGCCAUAGGUUUCUCUGUGUAUAAUAGUCAGAAUCCAGGGGUCGUAAACGUCAACGGCGCUGUGUUUGAUCCUGCUGAUUCGAGUCAUUUCAUAGAAAAGUUCCUUAAGAGACUAAAAGUUCCUUCUUCCCAGUCAAAUUUCAAAUUCAACCCAAAUGUAACUCUUUCCAGAUACACAAGUUCGUAAAACUAUUAACUCAGUUGGAAAGAAAAUGCCUCUACAUGGAUUAGUUCUGCCCAAGAUUCGCUUUGUGAGUUUGAAAUCUUAACAAACAUUCAUAAUUUAAGAUAUAGAAAUAUUAUGGUAACAAAAUCCCAAACUA
Messenger RNA from Cucumis sativus (cucumber), 1293 nucleotides. RefSeq names its product germin-like protein subfamily 3 member 4. The record is from RefSeq and is a predicted model, not a curated record. Lineage: Eukaryota; Viridiplantae; Streptophyta; Magnoliopsida; Cucurbitales; Cucurbitaceae. The transcript is spliced from 4 exons. Gene Ontology annotation, cellular component: cell wall. Gene Ontology annotation, molecular function: manganese ion binding. Bases 585 to 1157 code for a protein of 190 amino acids.